Molecule: messenger RNA, 438 nt
Organism: Eruca vesicaria subsp. sativa (arugula)
Lineage: Eukaryota; Viridiplantae; Streptophyta; Magnoliopsida; Brassicales; Brassicaceae
Source: the annotation of a GenBank genome assembly
AUGGGAAUGUGUUUAGUGUUUCUUACAGUUUUUAUGGCUAUGAUGUCUUCUAUAAGAGUCUCUGCUCAGUCGAGUUGCACAACUACGUUGAUCAGCAUGUCUCCCUGUCUCAACUACAUAACCGGAAACACUACCUCUCCUUCUCAGCAAUGCUGCAGUCAAUUGGUUAACGUAGUCCGGUCUUCUCCUGAUUGUUUGUGUCAAGUCCUCAACGGUGGUGGCUCUCAGCUCGGGAUCAACGUUAACCAAACCCAGGCUCUUGCUUUGCCUAGAGCUUGUAAUGUUCAGACUCCUCCUGUUAGUCGCUGUAACAACGGUGGUGCUUCUACUGCUGACUCUCCUGCAGACUCACCAAACUCUUCAGGACCAGGAAAUGGAUCAAAGACUGUACCAGUAGGAGAAGGACCAUCGUCUGACGGAAGCUCUAUCAAGUUCUAA